UCAAGAGCCAGCUCUUUGCAAUUUUUCUCUUUCACUAACUUUAGAAUAAGACCAUUCAUGCGAUUUCAUUCUUUAUGUGCUUAAUUUACUAUCACACAGUUACAAAAUUAGAGAAUGAAAUGUUUUGCAUUUUGAUUGAGUCUAGAAGUUUCCAUGCAAAUGGUUCAUAUUUCUUUUAUUUAAAUAUUUAGCCUAUAGUUUUGAAAAUUUGAUAAGAUUUAAAAUUUUGAAUGAUGAAGAAAAACUUGUAUUGGUUGAAAGAAAUUUCAAACAAUGUGAGGUCAGGUAGAAGGCUUUCACUAGGAGAAUACAAACGAGCAGUGUCAUGGUCUAAGUAUUUAGUAUCUUCUGGAGCUGCCAUAAAGGGAAAUGAAGAAGAAGAUUGGAAUGCUGAUUUGUCUCAGUUAUUUAUUGGAUCCAAGUUUGCUUCUGGGAGACAUAGCAGGAUCUACAGAGGUAUUUAUAAGAAUAUGGAUGUUGCUAUUAAGCUUGUUAGUCAACCUGAGGAGGAUGAGGAAUUGGCUGUUUUGCUUGAGAAACAGUUUACUUCUGAGGUUGCUUUGUUGUUUCGUUUGCGCCAUCCAAAUAUUAUUGCUUUUGUUGGAGCUUGCAAGAAACCACCAGUGUUCUGUAUAAUCGUUGAAUAUUUAUCUGGAGGGUCAUUGAGAAAAUACCUACAACAACAAGGACCACAUUCAGUUCCUCUCACACUGGUUUUGGAAUUAGCCCUUGACAUUGCAAGGGGAAUGCAAUAUCUUCAUUCUAAGGGAAUACUUCAUAGAGAUCUCAAAUCAGAAAAUCUGUUGUUGGAUGAAGAUAUGUGUGUAAAAGUGGCAGAUUUUGGUAUAUCGUGCUUAGAAUCGCAAUGCGGCAGUGCGAAAGGAUUCACCGGGACUUACCGAUGGAUGGCUCCCGAAAUGAUCAAAGAAAAGCGCCAUACAAAGAAAGUAGAUGUUUAUAGUUUUGCCAUAGUUCUAUGGGAGCUAAUAACAGGACUCAUACCAUUUGAGAACAUGACACCAGAACAAGCAGCAUAUGCAGUAACUCACAAGAAUGCAAGACCUCCAUUACCAUCUGAUUGUCCAUUGGCAUUUAGUCAUCUCAUCAAGAGGUGUUGGUCAAGCAAUCCAAAUAAAAGGCCACAUUUUGAUGAGAUAGUCUCAAUUUUGGAGAGAUAUACUGAAUCACUUGAACAGGAUCCAGAAUUUUUCUCUACUUACAAACCAAGUCCAAGUAAUGUACUUGUGAAAUGCUUACCAAAAUGUAAUGCUGGCAAUAAGUCCACAUCUUUCAAAUCUUAGGAUUCUCUUUUCAAUAACCUGACCAUAAUUGUUAUACUAUAAUCCCAAGAAGGGUUAAUAUGGUGCUAUUUGAAUUAACUUCUAGCUUACUAAGCCUUUUUAAUUAUAAGAAAAUUAGAGUUCUUCACA
This is a messenger RNA of Cicer arietinum (chickpea), 1430 nucleotides long. Its product is annotated as serine/threonine/tyrosine-protein kinase HT1-like. Gene Ontology annotation, molecular function: ATP binding; protein serine/threonine kinase activity. Gene Ontology annotation, biological process: protein phosphorylation. The record is from RefSeq and is a predicted model, not a curated record. NCBI's taxonomy places the organism in Eukaryota, Viridiplantae, Streptophyta, Magnoliopsida, Fabales, Fabaceae.